Leptidea sinapis is the source of this 6666-nucleotide messenger RNA. It is a transcript of the gene kug, whose product is annotated as fat-like cadherin-related tumor suppressor homolog. Gene Ontology annotation, cellular component: plasma membrane. Gene Ontology annotation, molecular function: calcium ion binding. The annotation marks the transcript as partial. The transcript is spliced from 13 exons. The record is from RefSeq and is a predicted model, not a curated record. Gene Ontology annotation, biological process: homophilic cell-cell adhesion. NCBI's taxonomy places the organism in Eukaryota, Metazoa, Arthropoda, Insecta, Lepidoptera, Pieridae.
ACGUUACACUCCAUCCCGAAAGGGACGGGCCGCGGAGACGCCACCUGAGGUCUGCGGAUGUAUAUUGACGGGCUGUGUGCCGUCGAAUUCCUCGCCCCAGCUGACCCCGAUGUGCGCUACACAGGCACGCUGGCUGCCGCGGCGCCGCUGGACUACGAGCGCGGGCGCCGACACGCGCUCGUCGUGCGCGCCACCGACAGCGUGACGGGCGCAGCCGCCGACCUGGCCGUGACCGUGAGCGUGCUGGACGUCAACGACUGCGCGCCCGAGUUCUCCGAGCCCGAGUACCGCGCGGCCGUGUCGGAGGCGGCCGCCGUGGGCCACACGGUGCUGGUGCUGCGCGCCGCCGACUGCGACUCCGGAGCCGGCGGCGAGGUGCGCUACUCCGUGGCGGCGUGGCGCGCGGCCGCCGACGACGCCGCCGCGGGCUCGUUCGCCAUCGACGAGCGGUCGGGCGCGCUGCGCGUGGCGACGCCGCUGGACCGCGAGCGGCGCGCCGACCACCACCUGCUGGUGACGGCGACGGACGCGGGGUCGCCGCCGCUCUCCACCGCGGUGCACGUGUUCAUCGCCAUCUCGGACGUGAACGACUGCUGGCCGCGCGUGGAGCGCGCCGUGGUGGGCGCGCUGGUGUCGCGCGAGGGCGCGCGCGGCGUGGCCGUGGCGCGCGUGGCGGCCUGGGACCCCGACGCCGGCGACGCGCCGCGCCUGCGGUUCGCGCUGGCCGCGGGCGGCGGCGCGCUGGCGCUGGACGCGCGCUCCGGCGUGCUGUCGCUGGCGCGGCCGGGCGCGCUGGCCGCCGCGGCCGCGCGCUCGCUCAACGUGUCGGUGUCGGACGGCGCGCGCGCCACGCUCGCACGCGUCAAGCUCACGCUGGCGCCCACCAACGCCGCGGCGCCGCGCUUCCCGCACCUGGUGUACGAGGCGCGCGCGCUGGAGAACCAGGCGCCGCCGCUGCUGCUCACCACCGUGAAGGCGGUCGACGACGACCCCGGCGAGUACGGCGCGGUCACGUACUCCAUCCCGUCCGCCCGGCUGCGCGAGACGUUCGCGGUGGACAGCGCCAGCGGCGCGGUGAGCGCGCUCGUGCCGCUGGACCGCGAGGCGCGCGCCGAGUGGGCCGUGCCCGUGCUGGCGGCGGACGGCGGCGGCCGCGGCCAGCACACGCUGGUGCGCGUGCGCGUGGCCGACGUCAACGACCACGCGCCCGCCUUCCCGCUGCCGGAGUACCGCGCCGCCGUGCGCCGCGACCGCGCGCCGCGCCUGCCCUUCCUGACGCCGUCCGCCGCGGACGCGGACGCGGGCGACAACGCGCGCCUGCUGUACUCGCUGGACGAGGGCGAGGCCGCGGGCGACGCCGCCGGGCUGCUGGCCGUCGACCCGCUCACCGGCGCGAUAUCGUUCGCGCGGAACGCCACCGCCUUCGGCGGGCGCACGCUGCACGUGCGGGUGGUGGCGCGCGACGGCGGCGGGCGCGCGGGCGGCGCGGACGUGGCGGUGCGCGUGCUGCGGCGCGGGGAGCGGGCGCCGCGCCUGGCCGCGCCGCCGCCCGCCGUGUUCGUGCGCGAGGACGCCGCGCCCGGCCUGCUGGUGCUGGAGCUGCGCGCGCCCGGCCCGCUGCCGCGCCUGCGGCUGGCGUGCGCCACCGCCGCGCUGGAGCUGGACGCGGGCCGCGUGCUGCUGGCCGCGCCGCUGGACCGGGAGGCGGCCGCCGACCACGUCGUCGGAGUGAUCGCGGAGGGCGAGGACCCGUCCCUGGCCACGCAGCUGCUGUUCCACCUGCACGUGCUGGACGUCAACGAGCACGCGCCGUCGUUCCACUCCGACCCCUACGUGCUGCACCUGGCCGAGAACACGCCGCCCGGCACCUCCGUCCUGCAGCUGAUGGCGGACGACCCCGACGCGGGCGCCAACGGCGAGGUGCGGUUCUCGCUGGGCGAGUGGCAGGACGCCGACGAGGGCCACGAGCUGCCGUUCGCCGUGGAGGCGGAGAGCGGCUGGGUCGUGGUGACGCGCGGCCUGGACCGCGAGCGCCGCGCCGAGUACCGCGUGGGGCUGCGGGCCAACGACCUGGCGCCCGAGCCGCGCGCGGCGGCCGGCACGCUGCUGGUGCGCCUCGUGGACUACAACGACUGCCCGCCGGCCUUCGCGCAGGCGCGCGGCGCCGCCGCCGUGCGCGAGGACGCGGCCGCGGGCACGCUGGUGGCGCGCGUGCGCGUGCGCGACGCCGACGCGGGCGCGCAGCCGCCGCUGGCGUACUUCGUGGCGGGCGGCGACGAGCGAGCGCGCUUCCAGCUGCGCGCGGGCGAGCUGCUCGUGGCGCGCGCGCUGGACCGCGAGGCCGCGCCGCACUACGCGCUCACGCUGGCCGCCACCGACGGCAAGUUCACCGCCUACGCCGCCUUCAACGUCACCGUGCUCGACGUCAACGACAACCCGCCGUACUGUCCGCGAUACCGCUACCGCGUGCGGCUGAGCGAGGACGCCGCGCCCGGCACGCCCGUGUGCGCGCUCGAGACGCGCGACGCCGACGAGCCCGCCAACGCGCGCCUGCGCUACUUCCUGACGGGCGAGCGCGCCGAGCACUUCGCCGUGGACAAGGACACGGGCGCCGUGACCGUGGCGGCCGCGCUCGACCGCGAGACGCACGCCGCCUACCGGCUGCGCGUGCACGCGGCCGACCGCGAGCGGCCCGACUGGGCGUGCAGCUCCGAGCUCGAGGUGGCGCUGGCCGACGUCAACGACAACGGGCCGCUGUUCUCCGCGCCGCUGUACAGCGCCACGCUGCCCGAAGACGCCGCGCUGGGCACGCUCGUGGCCAAGGUACACGCGUCCGACGCAGACUUGGGAGAGAACAGAUCGGUGAGCUAUUCCUUCGUGGGAGAGUACAGCGGGUUCGAGCUGGCGCCCGACAGCGGCAUCGUGACGCUGCGCGCCGCGCUCGACCGCGAGACGGCGGCCGAGCACCGCCUGCUGGUGCGCGCGGGCGACGCGGGCCGGCCGCCGCGCUCCGCCACGGCCACGCUGCGGCUGGCCGUGGCCGACGUCAACGACAACCCGCCCCAGUUCGAGCGGCGCGCGUACGCGGCGCGCGUGCCCGAGCUGGCGCCGCCCGGCACGCGCCUGCUGAGCGUGCGCGCCGCCUCGCGCGACGCGGGCGUCAACGCCGACGUGGCCUACGCGCUGGUGGGCGGCGACGAGCGCGACGACUUCCACCUGGACCGCGUCUCCGGCGUGCUGUCCGUGGCACGCCCCCUGGACUUCGAGCGGCGCCGCGCCUACCUGCUCACCGUGCAGGCGGUCGACGGAGGCUCCCCGCCGCUCAGCGACCACGCCGUCGUCAACAUCACCGUCGUCGAUGGCAACGACAACGCGCCCGUGUUCUCGCAGCCGACGUACGGAGCCCGCGUGCGGGAGGACGCCGCGCCCGGCACGCGCGUCCUGCAGAUCAUCGCGGACGACGCCGACGCCGAAGACAACGGGCGCAUCCGCUACUCGCUCGCGCGGGACGGGGAGGGGCGCUUCGUCGUCGAUGCGGACACCGGGUAUCUAUCGGUGGCGGCGCCGCUCGACCGGGAGACGAAGCCGGCCUAUCGGCUUGAGGUCCGAGCCCGCGAUCGCGGCGUGCCGGUUCUCGAAACCUCCGCAAUCGUGGACUUGGAGCUGCUCGACGCGAAUGACAAUCCACCAUUGUUCACUCAGACCAACUAUUCUGCCGUAAUUCAAGAAGACAAGCCUCUCGGACACCUCAUACUUAAGUUCGUAGUCACCGACGCGGACGCAUCUCCGAACGGUGCGCCCUAUACGUUCGAUUUUCAAUCCGGCAACGAAAUGGGAGCUUUCAGGCUGGAGCAAGACGGCUCUCUUAGAUCGGCGACGCACUUCAACCAUCGUAUCAAAGACCACUACGUACUCCAAGUGCGCGUGUUCGACAACGGGACCCCUCCCCUGUUCUCCGACGCCUGGGUGUACGUUAAAAUCAUUGAAGAAUCUCAGUAUCCACCGGUCGUCACCCCUCUGGAGAUCGUCGUCAACUCUUACGUGGACGAGUUUCCCGGAGGAGUUAUCGGACGGGUGUUCGCGUCCGACCGCGACGCGUACGACACGCUGAGAUACUCUCUGGCGCCCGUCGACGGUGUUUUCUUUACCGUCUCGGAACUGUUCCGGAUAGAUCAGACGGACGGAACGCUCGAGGCGGUUCCUCGCUUGGACGUCGGUGAAUAUCGACUCAAUGUGACGGUCAGCGAUGGGAAAUUUGACGGAUUCGCAAUAGUCAAGAUAACCGUCGUGCUGAUAUCCGAGGAGAUCCUGGAGCGAGCCGUCGUAGUGCGCUUCCGUGAAGUGACCGACGGCAACUUUAUUCUCCGUCAUCGCAAGGGUUUCAUCGGAGCGAUCCGAGAGGCGACAGACUGCGGCCCCGGCGACGUAGUAAUAAUCAGCGUGCAGCCUUCCGAAGAAGAGACCGGGUCGAGCGGCGGCCGACCUCCGCGACAAGUGGCUCGAGACUUGGACGUCGCGUUCGCCGUUCGGUCUCCGGAGCCGGACGCGUACCUGAGCGCGGACACUCUGCGGCGGCGGCUGCACGCGCACCUCGUGAGGCUCGAGGAGCGGACGCGGCUGGUGGUGGAGGAGCUGGUGCGCGCCGCGUGCGGGGGCUGCGCGCACGGCGCCUGCGUGGAGCGCGUGGAGCUGAAGGACGAGCCGAGAGCCAUCUCGACCGACGUGUUCGCGCUUGUCGCGCCGGCGCACGCCGUGCGCGGGGCGUGCGCCUGCGAGCCGGGCUACGCGGGCGAGCGCUGCGACACGCCCGCGGACGACGACAGCUGCGGCAGCGAGCCCGAGUGCGGGCGCGGCGCGGCGGUGCUGCGGCUGGCGGGCGACGGGUACGUGGCGCUGCGCGUGGAGCGCGGUGUGGUGGGCGGCGCGCGCCUGCUGGAUGACGAGCUGCUGCUGUCGCUGCGCCUGCGCACGCGGGCGCCGCGCGGCACGCUGCUGGCCGCGGCCGGCCGCGUGGACUACCUGGCGCUGGAGGUGGAGGAGGGCCACGUGCAGCUGCGCAUGGAGCUGGGCGCGGGCGAGGCGCGCGUGCGCGGUGGCGCGGUGGCGGACGGCGCGUGGCACGAGGUGCGGCUGGAGCGGCGCGGCGCCGGCGCGCGGCUGGUGGUGGACCGGCGCGCGGCCACUGCGCAGGCGCCGCCGCCCGCCGCCGUGCUGGACGUGCGCGCCGACCGCGUGCUGCUGGGCGCCGCGCUGCAGAGGCACGCCCACGCUCUCGCCCCCGAGCAGAUUACUGAUGGAUUUAACGGAUGCAUCUCUGAUGUGAAACUGGGAGGCAAAUCGAUACCGCUAGAAGAGGGCGCCAGCUCGAACGACGGGCGCGUGCAGGUCGUGCGCCGCGUGCGCGCGCUCGUGGCGGGCGCGUGCGAGCCGCUGCCGCCCGCGCCGCCGUGCGCCGCGCACCCGUGCCGGAACGGCGGCACGUGCCGCGACGGGUCCGCCGGCUACACGUGCGACUGCCACGCGCGCUUCGCCGGCGGCCGCUGCGAGCUGGACACCGACCCGUGCGCGUCGCAACCCUGCCUGCACGGCGGGCUGUGCUCCGCCGCCGGCGCCGGCUCGUUCCGCUGCGCGUGCGGGCCCGGGCUGAGCGGUGCGCGCUGCGAGCACGGCCGCUGGUGCGCGGCGGGCGUGUGCGCGCACGGUGGCGCGUGCGAGGAGGGCGAGUGGGGCCCGUCGUGCCGCUGCCGGGGCUACUACGGGCCGCGCUGCCAGCACGACGUGGACGAGUGCGAGGGCGAGCCGUGCCUCAACGGAGCCACGUGCCUCAACGAGCCCGGCUCCUUCCGCUGCCUGUGCCCGCCGGACCUCACCGGCAUGAACUGCGGCAACCCGCUGUACUCGGACGCGGUGGUCGCCGGCGACGCGGGCUCCGGCGCGCGGGCGCUGCGCCAGCUGUGGGCGUGGGCCGUGCGCGCGCGCUGGCCGCUGGGCGCCGCCGCCGCCGCGCUGUUGCUGCUGCUGCUGCUGCUGCUGCUGCCGGCGUGGCUGCGGCGCCGCCCCCCGCCCGCGCCCGCGCCGCUCAACAGCGCGCUGGCCCAGCUGCCGCCGCGCUGCAAGCUGUCCAACCUGGCCGCCGCGGCCGUGCGCGAGCGGCCCGCCUCGUGCGCCGUGCCGCCGCUCAACAACAUCGACACGCUGCGCUCGUACGGCUCGGCCGGCGACGAGCUGGAGGGCCUGCCGCCCGACUACCUGCGCAACCUCAACAUCGAGCCCGACCGCAAGCCCUGGUCGGAGCAGAUGCACCUGCACACCUUCGUCGACAACAAAAUAUAUAACGAUCUCAAGAGCUGCAAGCCGCGCGUGUCGGUGCCGUCGCCGGGCGGGGGCGGCCAGUUGGUGGGAGGCUACCACUGGGACUGCUCGGACUGGUGCGGCGGCGGCGGCCUGCCCGGCAUCAGCGAGGUGCCCGGCUCCGAGCGCCCCGACUCGUCCUCGCCGGCGCCCUCGUCGCACGCGCCGCGCCCCGCGCUCGACACCGACGACCACCUCACCGACGUUUCAUCGUACCUACUGUCCGCGGAGGAGUGCGCGGGCGACAGCGGGGGCGGCGCGGGGGAGGAGGGAGUGGGGACGGGGACGGGCCGCCUGGCGCGCUCGCUGCGGGGC